CUCGGCCAUCGAUGCCUCGGGGCUCGUGGCGUCGGGCCUGGCGGGCUCCCCGUUGGGCGGGGGCGGCGGUCCGAGCGGCUGCGGCAGCGGAAGCGGGUCCGGGUCGCGCAGGGCGGGGGCGGCGCAGCGGGCGGAGGCGGCCGUGGGCCGCCUGGGCAGAAUGUCACGAUGGACGAGGGCGGCACGCCCCUGCUCCCCGACAGCCUGGUCUACCAGAUCUUCCUGAGCCUGGGCCCGGCCGACGUGCUGGCCGCCGGGCUGGUGUGCCGCCAAUGGCAGGCCGUGUCGCGGGACGAGUUCCUGUGGAGGGAGCAGUUCUACCGCUACUACCAGGUGGCCCGCGACGUGCCCCGACACCCAGCGGCCAUGUCCUGGUACGAGGAGUUCCAGCGGCUGUAUGACACGGUGCCCUGCGUGGAGGUGCAGACGCUGCGGGAACACACAGACCAGGUCCUGCACCUCAGCUUCUCCCAUUCCGGGUACCAGUUCGCGUCCUGCUCCAAGGACUGCACUGUGAAGGCGAUCACUACAGCCGCCCCUGCCGAACAGAUCUGGAGCAACGACCUGACCAUCUCGCUGCUGCACAGCGCGGACAUGCGGCCCUACAACUGGAGCUACACCCAGUUCUCCCAGUUCAACAAGGACGACUCGCUACUGCUGGCCUCGGGGGUGUUCCUGGGGCCGCACAACUCCUCAUCCGGCGAGAUUGCUGUCAUCAGCCUAGACUCCUUCGCGCUGCUGUCCCGCGUGCGGAACAAGCCCUAUGACGUGUUUGGCUGUUGGCUCACCGAGACCAGCCUCAUCUCGGGGAACCUGCACCGCAUCGGAGAUAUCACCUCCUGCUCGGUGCUGUGGCUCAACAAUGCCUUCCAGGAUGUGGAGUCAGAGAACGUCAACGUGGUGAAGCGGCUGUUCAAGAUCCAGAACCUCAAUGCCAGCACCGUCCGCACGGUGAUGGUGGCCGACUGCAGCCGCUUCGACAGCCCUGACCUGCUGCUGGAAGCCGGUGACCCGGCCACGUCCCCCUGCCGCAUCUUUGACCUGGGCAGCGACAACGAGGAGGUGGUGGCUGGCCCGGCCCCCGCCCACGCCAAGGAGGGCUUGCGGCACUUUCUGGACCGCGUGCUGGAGGGGCGGGCGCAGCCACAGCUGUCGGAGCGCAUGCUAGAGACCAAGGUGGCCGAGCUGCUGGCCCAGGGCCACACCAAGCCACCCGAGCGCAGUGCCACAGGCGCCAAGAGCAAGUACCUCAUCUUCACCACUGGCUGCCUCACCUACUCCCCACACCAGAUCGGCAUCAAGCAGAUCCUGCCACACCAGAUGACCACGGCAGGGCCCGUGCUGGGUGAGGGCCGGGGCUCCGAUGCCUUCUUCGACGCGCUGGACCACGUCAUAGACAUACACGGACACAUCAUCGGCAUGGGCCUGUCGCCCGACAACAGGUACCUGUACGUGAACAGCCGCGCCUGGCCCAACGGUGCGGUGGUGGCCGACCCCAUGCAGCCGCCACCAAUCGCGGAGGAGAUUGACCUGCUGGUGUUCGACCUCAAGACCAUGCGGGAGGUGAGGCGGGCUCUGCGUGCGCACCGCGCCUACACGCCCAACGACGAGUGCUUCUUCAUCUUCCUGGACGUCAGCAGGGACUUCGUGGCCAGCGGGGCGGAGGACCGGCACGGCUACAUCUGGGACCGCCACUACAACAUCUGUCUGGCCAGGCUGCGGCACGAGGAUGUGGUCAACUCAGUGGUCUUCAGUCCCCAGGAGCAGGAGCUGCUGCUCACGGCCAGCGACGACGCCACCAUCAAAGCCUGGCGCUCCCCACGCACCAUGCGCGUCCUCCAGGCACCUCGCCCACGGCCUCGCACCUUCUUCUCCUGGCUUGCCAGCCAGAGGCGCUGAGGUGUGCUGGGUGCACUGGAGCCACCGGGACCCCUUGAGGACAUCGCCAGGCUCUGUGGCUUUUUCCCGAGCGGGAGAGGUGGAGAUGCUUAUAGCAGUUACGCCUUAGGAAGGGGACAACCAGGCCCCGCCACACGCUCACACACAAACCUGCUCACGCAGCUGUGAUGCUUGGCACGGGGUGGCCAGUGCAGAUGGAGCCCAAGGCCCCCUCGGCCUCCUGGGCAACUUGGGGUACACAGGAUACUGGGGGUGCCGCUCCUCACUCAACCCCAGGCUAGGGGUACACCUGACCCAGCUGGCCUCGGCCCGGGGCACCUUCGGCUGGUCCUGUGGGGCCCUGGACGGUGGCCCAGUGGUGGCAGGGGCUGCUCCUGGCUGUGGUUGUGCGCCCGGGGCUUGGGAGCGGCCGGUCACGCUGCUGUGGGCCCGAGUGUGUUGCAUGUCCACGCACCACCCGUUCAGGGCCCUGAAUAAACAGUUGGCAACAGCA
Molecule: messenger RNA, 2392 nt
Organism: Homo sapiens (human)
Lineage: Eukaryota; Metazoa; Chordata; Mammalia; Primates; Hominidae
Gene: FBXW5
Product: F-box and WD repeat domain containing 5
Exons: 9
Coding region: 169-1899 (576 amino acids)
Biological process (GO): SCF-dependent proteasomal ubiquitin-dependent protein catabolic process; protein ubiquitination; regulation of cell cycle process
Cellular component (GO): Cul4-RING E3 ubiquitin ligase complex; SCF ubiquitin ligase complex; cytoplasm
Source: RefSeq, a predicted model, not a curated record